AUGGAAUAUCACCAAUAUCAACUUAAACACUACAGCAACUGCCUCUCACCUUAUUAUAAAAAGCAAGCUAUUAUGCUGCCGAUGCUGUCACGUUUUGUCUUGCCGAGCAAACGGGUCGCUUUAUCACAUUAUAAGUGUACCUUUAUAAACUCGAGAAGACUAUACUCUCAUACUGAAGAGCAACAGCAGGACCAGACAGUAACUGAGAUUGAAGAAGAUGGGGAGCACGCCAUUACAAGGGGUAAGAAAUUGAAACCUUCAAAGGCGAAAAUAGUGGUCUUGAAUCAUCAAGAAGCUGGACUCUUCAAAAAUAGACAACAACCGCAUUUCCAAUCAAGAACCACUCAAAACCCUUUAUUCAAGGGUAUUUUUGAUCUUGAUGUAGAUUCAGAUAUGACGUUGAAGGAAUUGACUCAGAGACCCAACAAAUCGAAUCUUUUGCAAGAAAUUGAAUCACAGACUAAUAAAUUGUUGGUAUCGAAGAUUAACGUCACAACACCGCAAGUCAUUCAAUCCAUUGACGUGCAACGACCCAUUACGGAAACUAUAUCACAUUAUGAGUAUAUUAAUCUCGUGGAAAAAUUGAAAGGAUCUUACACUUUACCACAAUUAAGAUCUUACACUAAACAGAAUUUCAAUCUUUCUUUACCGCAUGUAACCAAAUCAAAAUUAAUUGAAAGAAUUAUUUUGAAAAUGUGGAAUUGUAAAAUUGUUACAAAUGGUGACGAUGGAUCAUUGCAAUCCAAUUCUAUAGAACAAGUUUCUGCAACAACAAAUACAUCAACGGCUUCGUCAUCGUAUGAGAUUUUGACCAUGGAUUUACAAAAUACUGAAAUUACUCUAUUGUUGUUCACUCAAAGAGGUAAAUUAUUACAAAAUUUGACAAGAAUCAAUGGAUUGACCAUUGCGUUUCCAUUAGAUGAAAAUAAAAUUAUUAUAAAGGCGGCCACCAGAGGGGUAGCAAGAUACGUAGAAGUGUCCAUUAGGAAAAUUUUAUCUAACGUUAUCAACGAAUUUGUAAAUAUUGAUCAUUUAUUACAAGGAAUGAGUUCCACAUUGAAUUUGAAAGAUCUGAUUAAUUUGAUUGAAUCACAUACUGAUACAGUUUUUGAAAAAAUUGAAAAUGAUAAUAACGGUAAUACAAAUAACAAGACAAUCUUUAAGAUUUCCGCAUUUGGUCAAAGAAGAAUUGAAUUGGCCAAAAAACUGUUGAUUUGGGGUACUUAUAACGAUCAUUCCAUGACCAACGAACAGAUAUUAGCAGUACUACCAUCAUCACUCAAUGGAAACACCAAUAACUUGAAAAAAUAUCCUUAUAAUGAUAUUGAUGCAUUUGAUUGGUUACACAAGGACAACGAAUGGACAAGAUUGCAAAUUCCAUUGAAAAAGGGUACCAUGACUACGGUUCCACAAGAACCAUUAACACUUAGUAUUACCAAUAUGGAUUCCAUUUACCAAAUGUUUGCACCACAACAAGAAGAUUCUCAAGAAAAAUCAAUGUAUAGCAUGUCAUUGGGUUAUUCGUUACAAGCUCUAUCAAAUGGGAAAACAAUACAAUAUUUCCAACCAAAAAUCCCACAAUUAGCAUCAAGAUUAUUGAAUUUACCUCUAUAUGAUUCGUCCUUAACUCAAGAUGAAUUAUUUUCGAUCGAUAAACAUGAAUAUUAUGUUCAACUAAAAUUCAUACCAAAUACAUUGGUAUCUGCAUCAUUUGAUUCCAAGAUUACUUAUCCACCAGUGGAACUAUGGUUUGAAUUAGACGAAGAAGGUCAUCCAAUAAUGGAUUCCCUUCGUUGUAUAGCUCAGCUUAAUAAAAAAUCCAUGAUUCUACAAACUCCUACAGCACCAUUUGAUUACGCUAUCAAUAUGGAAUCAUACAUAGAUCUGCUUGAACCUACCGCCACAACUUUGAAAACCUCAUCAUCAUCAUCAUCAUCAUCAUCAUCAUCAUCAUCAUCAUCAUCAUCAUCAUUCCUCACAAGUCAAGAUGGUAUAAACCAAUUCUUGAAGAAUUCAACGUUAAAUUUCCAAACAAAUAACAAGGAUAAGAAAAAUAAACUACUCUUGCCAAAUUCUAUGAAUGUGAACAUUUCAAAGAACCCCACUUCCAAGACACAGAUGGUCAAUUACAAAUACUUAAUUACGCAUCAUCAUAGUGUAUUAAGACUGAAAUAUUUGGAUAAAUAUAUGGUUCAAUUCUCGGACAUUAAUGCUGGUUCAUUAGGUGGGAAGCAUACAAGAAUCGACUUCAUUGGAGGUGAAAAAUUAACUCAAGAGGAACUCAAUACGUUCAUUAACGAUAUCCUUCGUUUUCAUGUAAAUAAUAAUAGUAACAGUGAUAAUAAAUAG
Messenger RNA from Naumovozyma castellii, 2349 nucleotides. It is a transcript of the gene SLS1, whose product is annotated as Sls1p. The transcript has a single exon. Lineage: Eukaryota; Fungi; Ascomycota; Saccharomycetes; Saccharomycetales; Saccharomycetaceae. The coding region runs from base 1 to 2349 and encodes 782 amino acids. The record is from RefSeq and is a predicted model, not a curated record.